Messenger RNA from Nilaparvata lugens (brown planthopper), 1362 nucleotides. RefSeq lists its product as uncharacterized. Lineage: Eukaryota; Metazoa; Arthropoda; Insecta; Hemiptera; Delphacidae. Bases 337 to 1047 code for a protein of 236 amino acids. The record is from RefSeq and is a predicted model, not a curated record. The transcript is spliced from 6 exons.
UCACAGUUCUCACUGUAUUCUUACUUUACUAUUGUGCUUUUAGAAGUUUUAGAUUAUUUUAAGAUAAGGGUUCAUUGGUUUUUAAUCAGUUAUAGAUCAAUAUUUAUUGUUGAACUUGUCAUUGAUAGACAUAGUUAUGAUUCAUUGGCCUCCGUUAGACCUACCGGUAGUUGAAUACAGAUUAUCAUUUGUGUUGAAAAUCUCUUGUUAAUUGUUUUUUCUUGAUGUUAUUGUGGAGUGUUGUGAUUAGUGCAGUGUUUUGAUCCAAAAAAUGUUUUAUUUGAAUUGAAUUUAAUUCUAGUAAUUUACGUAUUCAAGUGAUAGAUAUUUUGUUUUAUGUUUGCUGAGAGUGAUACCUAUAUAAUCUAUAGGCUUGUGCGUGGGUAUAUUGGCAGGAUGUUGGCUCUCCUUUUGCCACUACUUUCGGCGGUCCUCGUCGAGGCGCAGUUCCCUGGAGGUCGCUUCCUGGAGCCUCCAGUUCCAGCAUUAUGCGCGCAAAGGAAAGUGCAUGACAAGUUCAACGGGCACGGCUACUACUUCUCAUGGAAGGACCCCGCCACGGCCAAGAUGGAGGAGGACUGGCUGGGAGGCCGCAACUGGUGCAGAGCGCGCUGCAUGGACCUCGUCAGUCUGCAGACGGCCGCCGAAAACAACUACAUCAAGAACCUCCUCGUCCAAGACAAAGUAAGGUACAUCUGGACAUCGGGCCGUAUGUGUGACUUCAAGGGCUGUGACCGCGCCGACCUUCAGCCCAAGGCCAUCAACGGCUGGUUCUGGACUGCUGAGCUGCAGAAGCUCCCCCCCACCACCGACCGAUCCCAGAACGACUGGAGCGAGACCGGAGGUAUCGGCCGACCCCAGCCCGACAACCGUGAAGAACUGCAGAAUGGCGCCCCCGAAAACUGCCUGGCCGUCCUCAACAACUUCUACAACGAUGGCGUGCAUUGGCACGAUGUCGCCUGCCACCACAGAAAGCCCUUCGUCUGCGAGGAGUCCGAAUCCCUCAUCAAAUACGUCCAGUACACCAACCCUAACCUCAAGAUUUGAUCCAUUUCACAAGGUUCUUAAUGCCGCCUAAUGUUUCCAAUUUUUUCAACUUCCUGUUCCGAUUUCCUACCCAUGAGCUUCCAUUUCAUAGUAAUACUUAAUGGUGGCAUACAUUAUUUGUAAAAGGAUUUGAUUAUAUUGGGAUAGAAUCAAUGUUGUUUCAUUGUUAUCAUAGAGUAUAUAGGUAGUCAAUCGAUAUUCAAUGUUCUAAUUUUGUUAUCAAUGUAUCGUAAUUGAAUAGCAUCUGUAUUGUACGAUUGUAUAUAAUUUAUUUUUAAUGUUGUUGUAAUAUCAUAAAACGUAUUUAUGUAAUUC